GGCGGGGCGGUCACAUGAUUAUGUCACUCCCCUCAGACAGAAUGAACCGGUGAAAACCUCGCACGCUCUUGUGUUUCCUGCAUCUCUCUGUGUUGGUGGAUCUCAUGGCUGCUGUUUGGCAGCAGGUGUUGGCAGUGGACGCAAGGUACAAUGCUUAUCGCACACCGACGUUCCCCCAGUUCCGCACGCAGUACAUCCGCCGGCGCAGCCAGCUGCUCAGCGAGAAUGCCAAGUGUGGCUUUGAGCCGGGGCUGCGCAGGCAGUAUUUGCGGCUGCGCAGUCAGUUUCUCGCACUGCGUUACGGGCCUCUGUCAGAGCAGAGCAGCUUCAGAGCCAGCAGUGUGCGCAGUUCCCGCACCACACUGGAUCGCAUGGAGGACUUUGAGGAGGAUCCCAGGGCUCAGGGCGCCAGAGGUCACCGAAGAUCAGUAAGCAGAGGUUCUUACCAGCUACAAGCCCAGAUGAACAGAGCAGUGUACGAUGAGAGGCCUCCAGGUAGCCUGGUGCCCACCUCGGUGGCAGAAGCCAGUCGUGCCAUGGCAGGGGACACCACCCUCAGUGAGAACUACGCUUUUGCCGGCAUGCACCACAUCUUCGACCAGCAUGUCGACUCAGCUGUUCCACGAUUGCAGUUCGCCAAUGAUGAUAAGCACCUCCUUGCUUGCUGUUCAUUGGAUGGGACGUUAUCAAUUAUGACACUGUCCCCGUCUCCACCAACUGUAAAGGUGACUUUGAAGGGCCAUGCCGGGCCAGUGACUGACUUUGCCUGGUCACUCAGCAAUGACAUCAUUGUGUCCACAUCAAAAGAUGGCACUUUGCGGAUCUGGAACACAGAAGAUGGGAGGUGUAUCCGCGAGGUGGUCGACCCAGAGGGCAGUGAGCUGUUGUGCUGCACUUUUCAGCCCAUGAACAACAAUCUGACUGUGGUUGGCAACAGUAAACACCACCUGCAGGUGGUGAACAUCUCCACUGGGAAGAAAGUGAAGGGCGGCUCCAGUAAACUCACCGGUGGAGUGCUGUCUCUCUCCUUUGAUGCUCCAGGGAGAAUCCUGUGGGCUGGUGAUGACAGGGGCAGCAUUUUCUCUUUCCUCUUUGACAUGGCCACAGGAAAACUGACCAAAGCUAAAAGACUGGUGGUGAAUGAGGGCAGUUCUAUCUCCAGUAUUUCAGCACGCUCAUGGAUCAGUCGAGAGGCACGGGACCCUUCUCUGCUCGUCAAUGCCUGUGUGAACAAACUACUGCUAUACAGGGUGGUGGAUAAUGAAGGGACUCUGCAGCUUAAGGGAAGUUUCCCUAUCCAGCAUGGAUCCCAACCACUACACAGCAUCUUCUGUCCUCUCAUGUCCUUCAGACAAGGAGCCUGUGUUGUCACUGGCAGUGAGGACGCAUGCGUCUACUUUUUCGAUGUUGAACGCAACACUAAGCCCAUUGUUAACAAGCUGCAGGGUCACAGCGGGCCCGUGCUGGAUGUCAGCUUCAACUGCGAUGAAAGCCUGCUGGCCUCCUCCGAUGCCUCUGGAAUGGUGAUCAUCUGGAGACGUGAGCAGAAGUAACCAUGACAACUCUAAAGCUUCCGCUACCUUGGCAACAGCAUCUUCUGUGCUGCCACCUCAAAUCAUGUGCAAUGCAACUCCUGAACCCUACUGUAAAUGACUGUUGUUAUGGUGUGAUAUUUUGAAUGAGUCUGAGAUAACUCAUGUAGACCAUGAAAGAAUCACAUGUUCUGGUGUCUUUGUUUUAAGACAUUCCUUUUUUGUUGGUCUGGAAUGUGAUGCUAGUGUAUGACUAUGUGGACUUCAUCAGUGCUUUGCAGUCUAGAUGUUUAAAUUAAAUGAUGAGAUGUUAAUAUAAUACUUUGUUUACUGUUUGCAUUUUGCGUCUAUGUAAGUGUGUAAGAAUGAGAGCGCUGGAGGCAAUGAAGAAUGUGUUGGCUUGAACAAUAACACUACUGUAUUUACGCCUUGUUGAAAUUCAAUAAAUUGGA
This is a messenger RNA of Xyrauchen texanus (razorback sucker), 1984 nucleotides long. Its product is annotated as WD repeat-containing protein 13-like. The record is from RefSeq and is a predicted model, not a curated record. NCBI's taxonomy places the organism in Eukaryota, Metazoa, Chordata, Actinopteri, Cypriniformes, Catostomidae. The coding region runs from base 105 to 1553 and encodes 482 amino acids. Gene Ontology annotation, molecular function: promoter-specific chromatin binding; protein binding. Gene Ontology annotation, cellular component: nucleus. The transcript has 10 exons.